CCGCCGCGCGGCGCAGCUCCGCCACUGGAAGGAAGCAGGAUUGGAGCGGCGCAGAUCGGCUCCAUCCUCUGCAGUCUCCUCCUCAUCCUGCCCGUCGGAUUGACACACAGAUCGGAGAGAGGACCAGACUGCAAACCCUAAACGCGACGGCGGCUGCGGCUGCUGUUUUCCCAGCCUGAGAACACAACAGAGAGCGGAUGGCGAUGGAAAGCGGCAGAGUUGUCAGAGAGGGGCAGGAGGAGCUCCCAGCCUCCAGAGUCAUCGCUCACUCAUAUGUGCGCAGCCACAGCCACAUCCAUUUCCAGCCCCUGACACGCACCUCCCAGUGGCAGGCCACUCUGGAUCACACCAGGAGUCACACUCAUCACUUCAUCACUCCGUCGCACACACAGCAGCAGAGGUUCAGCUGUCGCCUCACACACAAUCUCUCGACCAUGACCAAAGGGGAGAGGGGAGGGCAGGGCUCUCCGGGGAAAUUCACCAAGCCCACUGAACCCUUGUUUCCAAAAACUCCUCAUCAGACAAACCUGAACCAGAAGUUAUCCAUAUGCAACAAAUUAUGUUUUGCAAUUGGUGCCGCUCCUAAGGAGGUGGCAUCCAGUGCUUCAGCCUUCUUCCUGCAAAUCUACCUGCUUGAUGUUGCUCAGAUCAACGCCUUCCAGGCCUCCUUGGUACUGUUCAUCGGGAGAGUGUGGGGUGCGGUCACAGACCCCAUCAUUGGGUUCCUCAUCACAAAGAGCAGCUGGACCAAGAUUGGCAGACUCAUGCCCUGGAUACUGGGUUGCACGCCAUUUCUGGUGGUGUCUUACUUCUACCUCUGGUUUGUCCCUCCCUUCAUCACUGGCAGGUUCAUCUGGUACCUGGUCUUCUACUGCCUCUACCAAACACUCAUCAAUUGUUUCCACGUGUCUUAUUCUGCUCUCACCAUGUUUAUCAGCACAGACCAGAAGGAAAGGGACUCAGCCACUGCUUACCGAAUGACAGUGGAGGUGAUGGGAACCCUUUUGGGUGCCGCCAUCCAGGGCCAGAUUGUGGCCAGUGCUCACACUCUGAAGCACUGCUCCACUCAAAACAUGUCUGGCAGUUACCUUGGAAACAGCAGCGGGGCAGAGAUCGUGAAGAGCCUGCACUCUCAGGAGUACCUGUCACAUGCAAAGGAGGUCUACAUGAUAGCAGCGGGUGUGAUAGGAGGGGUGUUCCUUCUCUGCACCGUGGUGAUGUUCCUGGGAGUCAAGGAGAGGGAAGAUCCCUACGGCCCAAAGACGGAGAAGCAGAUUCCUUUCAUGCAGGGCUUCCUCAUGGUGAUGAGGCACGGUCCGUACCUCAUCCUGACAGCUGCAUUCCUUCUCAUCACCGUCGCUAUUCAGCUCAUUCAGAGCAACUUCGUGCUUUUCUGCACUUACGCUGCCGGCCUUAGGGAGCACUUCCAGAACAUUGUGCUGGUCAUCCUCAUUUCUGCUGUCUUGAGCAUCCCAUUCUGGCAAUGGUUUCUUCAGAGGUUUGGAAAGAAGACAGCAGCUUUCUGUGGUAUCACCUGGAUCAUGCCCUUCACCAUGUUGCUGGUGUUCAUCCCUAACUUGGUGGUGGCUUACAUCGUGGCUGUCUCCUCUGGGCUCAGUGUCGCUGCAUCGCUGCUGCUGCCAUGGUCUAUGUUACCAGAUGUGGUAGAUGACUUCAGACUGCUCAACCCCUUCUUUAAAGGCCAUGAAGCCAUCUUCUACUCAUUCUACGUUUUUUUCAUCAAGCUUGCCGUCGGCAUCACCCUGGGAGUGUCCACCCUCUGCCUGGAGUUUGCUGGAUACAAAAGCGGCGGCUGCAAGCAGCCCCCUCCUGUGGUGUACACCCUGAAGCUGCUGAUCGGCGCCGCACCCAUAGCCUUCAUCGUCACAGGGUUAAUGAUCCUGGUCUUGUAUCCCAUCAACGAAGACAUACGGCGCAGGAAUAAACUCUGUCUGGAGGAGCUACGGAAGGAAAGCAUUGGCUCCACAUCUAUGGAAGAUUUGAGUAACGCAUGAACGGGAUGUUGGAGUGAAUUCACAAAGCCACGGAUUCCAGUCAUGAGGCUGGAAGGUUGCUCUUUGGUGUAUAUUACACUGUCAAACAGGGAAAUGGUUUUAAUGUAAACAUUUGUGUUUUAUUGCCACAUGUACUGUACAGUCAUCUUGAAUAUAUAUAUAAACAUAUAAUUUAUAUAAAUGAAUGUAUAUGAUUUGCUGUAUUUAACUCUAGGCUGUUAUUUAUUUAUGAUACAAACUGCAAAAAAAGAUUUGACGACAUGAGAUGAAUAAACGCCGUAGAGACGGAAUAGGACCAAGGACA
Messenger RNA from Cyprinodon tularosa, 2319 nucleotides. It is a transcript of the gene mfsd2b, whose product is annotated as major facilitator superfamily domain containing 2B. The transcript is spliced from 15 exons. Gene Ontology annotation, molecular function: sphingolipid intramembrane carrier activity; symporter activity. The record is from RefSeq and is a predicted model, not a curated record. Gene Ontology annotation, biological process: carbohydrate transport. Gene Ontology annotation, cellular component: membrane. Bases 198 to 2015 code for a protein of 605 amino acids. NCBI's taxonomy places the organism in Eukaryota, Metazoa, Chordata, Actinopteri, Cyprinodontiformes, Cyprinodontidae.